AUGGCUCGUCAAGGGUUCACCCUUCCACUUCUUCGGGGUACCACCACAUUGGAGUCAGCCCUCGAGCAAGAGGAGGACAUGCUCAUUGACCUAGGCUAUCCCGAGCAGCGGAUAGAAUUCUUUGUGUCACUUUACAGCAGUCGCGACGAUAUCGAGAAUAUAGCGUCAUAUCACCUUGGCCUAUGUCCCUCGGACACCUGCCCUUGGAAACCUAGGGUCCUCUGGUAUAUCAAACGAUCUAUGCUUGAAAACGGAUACUUAGUCAUGGAUUACAUUGAGACAUGGGAUGAAGAUCGUCAUCGCCAAGACAAAAGAAUCAACCUCUUUAGGGGUCUAUCUCGGAUUAUGCUCUCUUUGAGUCGGACGCCACUGCCUCGUAUAGGAUCUUGGACGUUAGACACGAAUGGGAUCUUGCAGCUUUCCAACCGUCCUCUUACUCUUCGACUUCAUCAAUUAGAAAAUGCGGGUAUUGCAACCAAUAUCGGUCGAAGCUUGACUUAUUCCACGGCGGACGCAUACUACCUAGAUCUUUUAUCUUGUCAUGAUAGUCGCAUACGAUAUCAACCAAAUUCCUUGAGUGACGCGGACGAUGGUCGCGCCCAGAUGGCAAGAUUGACUAUCAUGCAAGCGCUUCUGCCACAUUUCGCUAACCGAGAGCUUCGCGAAGGACCUUUCUUAUACAGACUCACAGACCUCCACCCAAGCAAUAUUUUUGUUGACAAUAAUUGGGAUAUCAAAUUUGUGGUUGAUCUCGAAUGGGCAUGUUCUCUACCGGCGGAAACCCUACGUCCUCCGUAUUGGUUGACUGGUCGUUCUAUAGACGAUCUAACAGGCGAGCACCUGGACACCUUUAGGCAGGCAUAUGAAGAGUUUAUGGAUGUUUGUAAGGAGGAGGAGAAAUCAUUUCCACGUAUAACCAACACCUGCUUAUAUCGGACAGAACUUAUGGGAAAAGGUUGGCAAAUUGGGAACUUUUGGUAUUUCCAGGCCUUGGACAGCCCGAAAGGCCUGUUUAAUCUUUUCCAUCAGCAUAUCCACCCCAUCUUUGCGUCCGCUCAUCGUGUUAGUUCGGAUUUCUCGCGGGUUGUAUCGGACUAUUGGGCCGCAAAUGUGGAGGAAGUGAUAGCUGCCAAGCUCCGAGAUAAAGAGGACUAUGACAAUAAGCUGUCUCAGCGGUUCAAAGAUGCUGCUGCUCAUAUUUGA
Messenger RNA from Aspergillus ochraceoroseus IBT 24754, 1203 nucleotides. RefSeq lists its product as uncharacterized. NCBI's taxonomy places the organism in Eukaryota, Fungi, Ascomycota, Eurotiomycetes, Eurotiales, Aspergillaceae. The record is from RefSeq and is a predicted model, not a curated record. Bases 1 to 1203 code for a protein of 400 amino acids. The transcript has 3 exons.